CGAGAUAUACCGCUGAUAUACCUCUUCCACUCCCCCUCCAUCUUUUCCCUUCCCCCUCGAUUCCCUCUCUCCUCCUAAACACCAUGAUAGACAUAGACGACGACGACGCCCCGCCCCAACUAGUCGAUGUUGCCCAACUCCCCGACCCGGCGCCAUCGACGUCAGCGGACACGCCGCCCCAGAACCGGGUGCCCAUCACGCUUGUGACCGGCUAUCUCGGAGCGGGGAAGACCACACUACUGAACUACAUCCUCACCGAGAAACAUGGCAAGAAGAUCGCCGUGAUCAUGAACGAAUUCGGAGACUCCUCCGAUAUCGAGAAACCCCUGACCGUCAACCAAGACGGCCAAGAAGUGACCGAAUGGAUGGAAGUCGGCAACGGCUGCAUCUGCUGCUCUGUCAAAGACACCGGCGUAAUGGCUAUCGAAUCCCUCAUGGAACGCCGAGGCACAUUCGACUAUAUCCUGCUCGAGACGACCGGGCUCGCCGACCCGGGCAACAUCGCCCCGGUAUUCUGGGUAGACGACAACCUCGGAAGUAGCAUCUACCUCGACGGCAUCGUCACGCUCGUCGACGCCAAGAACAUCCUGCGUCUUCUCGACGAACCCACCCCCGAAGAAACCGUCUCCAGCCACGACUCUGGACACGACCACGACCACGCGUACUCGGGCCCCGUCCUCUCCAUGGCACACAUGCAGAUCUCGCACGCGGACGUGAUAGUCCUGAACAAAGCCGACCUCGUCACGGAGGAGCAACUAGCCCUGGUCCGGGACCGCGUGGUCGCGAUUAACAGUGCCGCGAAGAUCCACGUCACGGAUCAUAGUAAGACGCCUGAAAUCGAGGGCGUGGUGCUGGAUCUGCAUGCGUAUGAUCAUUUGGAUAGUUUGGAGUUUGCGGAGAAGGGCCAUAGCCAUAUUGAUUCGGCUAUCUCCACCCUCUCAAUCACAACCCCCCCAAUUCACCCCUCCCAGGUCUCCCUCGUCGACACUUGGCUCCAAUCCGUGCUCUGGGACUCGACCUUCCCGCCGGUAUCUGGGAUUCCGGGGCCCGAGAACUUCGAGAUCCACCGCUUGAAGGGCAUCUUGGUGCUCGAUGACGGGUCAACGAAGAUCAUCCAGGCCGUGCGGGAGAUAUUCGAGAUCCGGGAUGCGGAGCCGAAGCAGGAGGCCAAGACACAAUGUAAGAUUGUGUUGAUUGGUAGGGGGCUGGGGGUGGAUGCGGGGCCGUGGCAGCGGAGUUUUGAGGAGUUCCUCACGAAGAAGGGGGAGUGA
Messenger RNA from Aspergillus heteromorphus CBS 117.55, 1271 nucleotides. Its product is annotated as CobW family GTP-binding protein. Bases 84 to 1271 code for a protein of 395 amino acids. Lineage: Eukaryota; Fungi; Ascomycota; Eurotiomycetes; Eurotiales; Aspergillaceae. The transcript has 6 exons. Gene Ontology annotation, cellular component: cytoplasm. The record is from RefSeq and is a predicted model, not a curated record.